AUGAAGGUCCUUGAAAGCGUCGCCUACGCGGCCGCCCUGGUUCCUCUUGCGGCUGCCGAUUGGCAAUUCAAGUCUCGUACAGACCUGGCCCCGCCUCGUCUGAACAUUACUAUCCCCGCAGCGAGCGAUACCGACAAGGGAUAUCUUUUCGUCGCCCCGUUCCCGGGACAAUGGGCUGAGCCUCAGUUCCACGGUCCCCGACAGGAGGCCCCGUAUAUCUUCCGCGAUGACGGCGAACUCGUCUGGUCCGGAUACACCUACUAUUCUAUCUGGACGGCCAACUUCCAAGCUGCGCGCUGGAAGGGCCAGGAUGUGCUAUUCAGCUUCGAGGGAGAUCAUAACCCGGCCUACGGUCACGGUCAUGGCCAUGCGACAAUCCUGAACCAGAACUAUGAGACGAUUCGGGAGCUGCGAGCUGGCAAUCACAAGCUCAUGGAUAAGCACGAGUUCCAUGUCAUCGACGAAAAGACUGCCCUCCUCCAGGUUUACCAGCCUAUCCCCACGGAUCUGAGCCGCUGGGGUGGCAGUUCGGAGCAGCAGUGGAUCGUGGAUGCCAUAUUCCAAGAGCUGGAUAUCGAGACCGGCGAGCUGCUUUUCGAGUGGUCCAGCCUUGAGCAUGUCACUCCUGAUGAGGGGGUUCUCCCUCUCAACCCCGGCCAGGCCGGAUCGGGCUACAACUCUUCCGACGCGUGGGAUUAUUUCCAUAUCAAUUCCGUCGACAAGGAUGCCAAUGGCGACUAUCUGAUUUCGGCCCGCGACGCUUGUGCGGUGCACAAGAUAAACGGCACCACUGGCGAGAUCAUCUGGCGUCUGGGCGGUCUUCACUCGGACUUUGAUCUCGGUUCCAACGUCGCAUUCUGUUUCCAGCACCACGCGCGCUACGUCUCCAAGGACGGAGAUGAAGAGAUCAUCUCGCUCUUCGAUAACUCUGCCCACGGAACCGAGAACCACCGCGGACAUGAAGUGCACACGCACCCCUUCUCCCAGGGUAAGGUCAUCUCCGUCAACACGGCCACCUGGACAGCCGAGAUCGUUCAGGCGUUCCAGCCGCCCGAUGGGCUUCUCGCCAAGUCUCAGGGAAGCACCCAACUCCUACCCAACGGCAAUGCACUGGUUAACUGGGGAUCUGAGGGCGCCGUGACCGAGUUCCGCUCGGAUGGAACUCCCAUUUUCCAUGCCUACAUGGACUCGGGAUCUCUGGGCGAGGGUGUUGAGAACUACCGCGCCUUCAAGUACAACUGGACUGGUAUCCCCACCGAAGAACCCGCUAUCGUGGCUGAGAAGACCCCCUCUGGUACCGCAGUAUAUGUGUCGUGGAAUGGCGACACCGAGACAGCCGUCUGGCGUUUCUAUGCAGUGACCGACCGGUUCGGGUCACGGUCGUUCCUGGGUGAAGCCGCGCGCGAUGGCUUUGAAACCGCGUUCUUUGUGACUGGCCACUCGUACGCGCAUAUCGCAGCCGAGGCUGUCUCUGCGCGGGGCAAAAUUCUCCGCGCCACUCAAACGGCUGGCCUGCAGGAGCAGGUCAUCCCGGGUCACCAGGCGGUUGUGGCUGAUUUUUCGGACCGUUCAUCGUGGAGACAGAUCAUCCUGCGGGCCUAA
Penicillium argentinense is the source of this 1602-nucleotide messenger RNA. RefSeq names its product arylsulfotransferase family protein. Bases 1 to 1602 code for a protein of 533 amino acids. The transcript has 3 exons. Lineage: Eukaryota; Fungi; Ascomycota; Eurotiomycetes; Eurotiales; Aspergillaceae. The record is from RefSeq and is a predicted model, not a curated record.